Chiroxiphia lanceolata (lance-tailed manakin) is the source of this 1500-nucleotide messenger RNA. It is a transcript of the gene TMEM183A, whose product is annotated as transmembrane protein 183A. Bases 292 to 1299 code for a protein of 335 amino acids. The record is from RefSeq and is a predicted model, not a curated record. Gene Ontology annotation, molecular function: protein binding. Gene Ontology annotation, biological process: regulation of protein stability. Lineage: Eukaryota; Metazoa; Chordata; Aves; Passeriformes; Pipridae. The transcript is spliced from 9 exons. Gene Ontology annotation, cellular component: SCF ubiquitin ligase complex.
GUGAUUGGGCUUGUGGAGGGAGUGUGCCCAGUGGGAAUCUGGCCUGGUAUGUGGGAAUGAGGACUCUGCCUGUGAAGGAGGAGUCUGGGACUGGGGGAUGAGCCAGGCUCUGUGACAGUGGCAGAUUAUGCCAACUCAGACCCGGCUGUGGUGAAGUCUGGACGGGUGAAGAAGGCUGUGGCCAAUGCAGUGCAGCAGGAGGUAAAAUCCCUGUGUGGUUUGGAAGCUUCCUGCGUUCCUGCCGAGGAAGUUCUCUCCGUGUCGGGAGAGUCCUGCGACAGCAGUGAUGAGAUGGACACAAAGGAGAGCAUCAACGGGCGGGCUGCCUCGAGGAAAAAGAAGAGCAAAAGGCACAAAGAAAGCGCUGAUGGGGGAGGUGGAGAGGAGUAUCCCAUCGACAUCUGGCUGCUCUUGGCUUCCUACAUUCGCCCUGAGGACAUUGUCAGGUUUUCUCUGAUUUGCAAGAAAGCCUGGACUGUGACUUGCACUGCUGCCUUUUGGACCAGGCUCUACAGAAGGCACUACAGUCUGGACGCGUACCUGCCGCUGCGCCUGCGCCCCGAGUCCAUGGAGAAGCUGCACUGCCUGCGGGCCUGCGUCAUCCGCUCGCUCUACCACAUGUACGAACCCUUCGCCUCCCGCGUCUCCAGGAACCCUGCCAUUCCAGACAGUACUCCCAGCACUUUAAAAAAUUCCAGAAGUGCAUAUUUCCUCUGUAACAGGCAUCAGGAGAGCUCAGGAGUGACACUGGUAGCCAGGAGUCGUGUCAUGCUGCCUUCCUUGUCUGCUUUUCUGGUGCAAAAAGAUUGUAGGGAACAGACAAGAAGCAAUGUGGGAAUUCAACUUCAAGUUCAAAAAGCAGUCCCCCAGAUUGAAGAGCAAGUGUUGCAAAGGUCUCCAGCCCCCCAUCCAGUACGAGGAGGUGCACACGAACCCGGAUCAGGAUUGCUGCCUGCUGCAGAUCACCACCUUCAACUUCAUCUUCGUGCCAAUCGUCAUGGGCAUGACGUUUACCUUGUUCACCAUCAACGUGAGCACCGACAUGCGGCACCACCGCGUGCGCCUCGUGUUCCAGGACACCCCCGUCCGCAACGGGAAGAAGCCCCGCCUGGAGCAGGGGGUGCAGGUGGUGCUGGACCCCGUGCACAGCGUCAGGCUCCUGGAUUGGUGGCACCCACAGUACCCCUUCUCCCCAAAAGCUUAGUGCUCUCCCGAGGCUGCAGGAACCGGCAGGUGACUGGGUCUGGCAGGCCGAAGAGAAUUUCUAGGAACCAGGAAAAUCCUAUUUUUAUUUCUUAAAUAAAUUCUGCAGUCCUCCCUUGCAAGUGGUUGAAGCUGCUGAGCUAGUUUGUGUGUAUAUAACUUCUGGUCAGUAAUGGGCAGAGCUGAGUGUAAAGCAGAAACUAUUUGUAAACACACUUUUAUGUAAAAUUGACAUUUUAUGAUUUGAAAGGAGCUCCCUGGAACUAUUCAUUUAAAAUCCUUUUGGUGCUAAUCAAA